AUGACUUAUAAGCUCACCUGUUGUGAUGAUGGAUCUGGGCUCACUGUUGGAACAUUGAUUAAAUUUGAUAAUGUAACCAUCCUUUUGGAUCCAGGUUGGUUUCCUGGCCUCGUGUCCGUGGAUGACACAGUUAAAUAUUGGUCAAACAUUAUCGCAGACGUUGAUAUAAUCAUACUGUCGCAACCAACGAAGGAGUGUCUUGGAGCGUACAGUCUACUCUAUGUGAACUUUUUGUCUCAUUUUAUAUCCAGAAUCGAAGUUUAUGCUACUCUACCAAUUGCAAACUUGGGCCGAGUAGCUACGAUCGACCUUUACGCAUCUCAGGGUGUAAUUGGCCCGUAUUUGUCCAAUAUAAUGGAUGUAGAUGAUGUUGAAAAGUCUUUCGAUUGCAUAAAGACCCUGAAGUAUUCCCAAGUGGUGGAUUUAAGGUAUAAGUUUGAGGGAUUGACAUUUGUUGCAUACAAUUCUGGUUCCGCUCCUGGAGGAUCCAUAUGGUGUAUCUCUACAUACGUGGAAAAGCUGGUCUAUGUCAAACGUUGGAAUCAUACCAAAAAUAACUUACUGAAUGCUGCAUCGAUUUGGGAUUCAGGUGGGAAACCCAUCUCUGCUCUCUCUAAACCUUCCGCGAUAAUCACCACUUUUGACAAAUUGGGAUCCACCAAGCCUCUAAGAAGACGAACAAAAGAGUUUCGGGACAUCCUGACUCGAAGCUUGCAAAGCAGCGGAUCUCUUUUGAUUCCAGUAGAUAUAGGUGGUGAUUUUCUGAAUCUUUUUGUUUCAGUUCAGAGUAUUUUGCUGACAACACAUAGAGGGUCACGAAAGUAUGGUAAUAUCCCCAUCUUAUUUAUAUCAUACGCCCGAGGCAGGACUUUAACGUACGCAAAAUCGAUGCUGGAAUGGUUCAGUAGCGAAUCAAUGAAAAAUUGGGAAACGAAGGACAACCAAUCCCCAUUCGACAUUGACAAUAGACUCCAUUUUAUAUCACCAAAUGAACUUUCAAAAUACCCAGGAUCCAAAAUUUGUUUGGUGUCGAAUAUGGAUGCGUUAUUGAACGAAACAAUCUUGAAACUUUACAAGACCGAAAAUCUAAAUGUGAUUCUCACGGACGGUUUUGACAGCGACGCCACAAUGAUCUCUACAAUGCUUCAAAAGUGGAACAAAUCCUGUUUAGAUAACUCUAAUAUACUUGAGGGAGAUAUGCUACCAUUCUCGCAAACAGUACCGAUAAAAGUGUGGACAAAACAAGCGUUGAAAUCCGACGCACUAGAUACUUUCAAAAAUCAAAUAGAAAAACGGAGGCUGGAACGAAGUGAAAAAGAAGCAACGUUGAAGAGAGAUGCAAAGACGUCUGCAAAUGGUCCAGCUGCUGAUGCAGCAAUGAACGGAAAUGGAAGUCUAGCUGUUGGUCAGAACGGUAUUGGUAUCAAUGACGACGACGAUGACGACGACGACGAUAAUGACGUUUUAAGUGCUCGCAAGAGUGAUGGUAAAAACAACUCCAAAGGUGCCAAAUUUAUGGAACCCCCCGUUGAUUUAUACCUGAACGAAAAUUCAAAACAGAAAAUGUUUCUCUUCAAUCCAAAACGGGAGAAGAGAGACGAUUACGGCAUAAUGGUAGAUUUUUCAAUGUUUGCGCCAAAGGAUGACGAAAUUGUAGAAACUUCAGAUGUCAAUAUUUCAUCUAAAGAAGUCCCAAGUCACGUCUCAAAGAAAAGACGUAAAAACUCGAAUAAGAAAGAUUUAGAACAACCGAAAGCGGAAAAUUUCGAUAAUAUUGACUACCUCGACACAUUAAAUCAACCUUGUAAGUUAAGGGAGUCGACAAAAGAAAUCCAGUUGAAGUGUUCAUUCACUUAUAUCAACAUGACAUCUCUAUCCGACCAAAGAUCCACUACUGUCAUACUACCCUCUCUAAUGCCAAGGAAGUUGAUAUUAUUAGCGCCAGCAUCAAAACAACCCAAAAACGUCUGUUCAGUUUUUACUAAUAAGAAUAUUGAAGUCCUACUGUUCUUAGCAAAUAAGGAAACGAAGAUCACAACUGUCAUCAAAGCGCUAGAUAUAUCCAUUGAUACCGAACUCGAUCAACUAUUGAGAUGGCAAAGAAUUGGUGGCGAUCAUACUGUUGCCCAUGUUAUUGGUAGACUAGUCAAGACUACAGCAACCACACAUACUAAGGGCAACAAUCCAGAUAGUACGAGAAGCAAGCUCAUCCUCAAACCGCUGGAAAAAAACCCUCUUAAAAUAUCUAGUGGUGGUACAUUGUCCAUUGGUGACGUGCGGCUGGUAGAAUUAAAAAGAAAGCUAACGGAAGAAAACCACGUUGCCGAAUUCAAGGGCGAAGGUACACUUAUAGUGGAUGGUCAAGUUGCAGUAAGGAAAGUUUCCGACGGCGAAACCAUAAUUGAUGGAACCCCAUCUGAUAUAUUUGAUAUUGUGAAAAGCCAUAUUACGGGUAUGCUGGCAAAGAUAUGA
Molecule: messenger RNA, 2472 nt
Organism: Huiozyma naganishii CBS 8797
Lineage: Eukaryota; Fungi; Ascomycota; Saccharomycetes; Saccharomycetales; Saccharomycetaceae
Gene: CFT2
Product: cleavage polyadenylation factor subunit CFT2
Exons: 1
Coding region: 1-2472 (823 amino acids)
Biological process (GO): mRNA 3'-end processing by stem-loop binding and cleavage
Cellular component (GO): mRNA cleavage and polyadenylation specificity factor complex
Molecular function (GO): RNA binding
Source: RefSeq, a predicted model, not a curated record